AUGAUUGACAUGGACACGGACCUAUUGCAUGUCUCAGUGUGCAGUAAACCAGUGUGCAGAGAAGCGCUCACGCAGAAUGCAGCUGCGCAGGAGCGGGAGCAGAGGGAGGAGCAGGGCACAGCCAUAGCAGAGGGAGGAGCAGGGCACAGCCGAGGGAGGAACAUGGCGGAUGGGGACAGCGGGAGCGAGCGCGGCGGUGGUGGAGGAUUCCAACACUUCCAAAGGGACCAGGAGACCCAGGAGCUGGCGUCCAAGCGCCUAGACAUCCAAAACAAACGCUUUUACCUGGAUGUAAAGCAAAACAGCAAAGGCAGGUUUAUAAAGAUCGCCGAGGUUGGGGCUGGGGGCUCCAAAAGUCGCCUGACUCUGUCGCUGUCAGUGGCAGCCGAGUUUCGGGACUAUCUCGGGGACUUCAUCGAGCAUUACGCACAGCUUGGACCGAGCAGUGCGGAGCAGAUCGCCCAGUCCAGCGCCGGGGAAGACGGCGGCCCGAGGCGAGCUCUCAAAAGUGAGUUUCUUGUCCGCGAAAACCGCAAGUACUACCUGGACCUGAAGGAAAACCAGCGAGGGAGGUUCCUACGCAUCCGGCAGACCGUGAACCGGCCAGGCUUCGGGGUCGGGGGCCCUGUGGGGGGCAUGCUGUCCGGGCAGACCAUCGCCCUCCCGGCCCAGGGCCUCAUAGAGUUCAGGGACGCGCUGGCCAAGCUCAUCGAUGACUACGGCGGGGACGACGAUGAACUGACCUCCGGGACCGCUGCUGGGGCCUACGGAGAGCUGCCCGAGGGCACAUCCAUCAUGGUGGACUCCAAGCGCUUCUUUUUCGAUGUCGGCGCCAACAAGUACGGGGUCUUCCUGCGAGUGAGCGAGGUGAAGCCGAGCUACAGGAACUCCAUCACCAUCCCCUUCAAAGCUUGGAGCAAGUUUGGAGGCGCGUUCAGCCGCUACGCGGAGGAGAUGAAGGAGAUCCAUGAGCGACAGAAAGAUCAACCAUACGAGAGGAGAGAAGAGUCUGAGGUGGAGGAUGUGGAGGACGACUGA
Molecule: messenger RNA, 1038 nt
Organism: Knipowitschia caucasica
Lineage: Eukaryota; Metazoa; Chordata; Actinopteri; Gobiiformes; Gobiidae
Source: the annotation of a GenBank genome assembly